Molecule: messenger RNA, 5153 nt
Organism: Onthophagus taurus
Lineage: Eukaryota; Metazoa; Arthropoda; Insecta; Coleoptera; Scarabaeidae
Product: chitin synthase chs-2-like
Biological process (GO): chitin biosynthetic process
Cellular component (GO): cell periphery; cell septum
Molecular function (GO): chitin synthase activity
Source: RefSeq, a predicted model, not a curated record
UAAAUUAGAAUUUAUUAUUUUAUUCUUUUAUUUUCUUUUAAAUUCUUUAAUUCCAAUUGGAUAUAUAUUUGUUAUCUACAUUUUUACAAUAUCAACCUUUAAUCUGAGAUAAAUCCCCACCGAAUGCUAAUCAAAUUUAAGAACAAUUUGUAUUACGGCGAAUAAUGUACAAUUAAAAAAAUCCAUUAUGGUAAUUGGUAGAUAUAUCUAAUCAAAAACAAAUAUCGUCAAGAUACAGCUUCGAAAAAAAUCCAGUGUUAUUGAGGACAACAAUAAAGGUGUUAUAAAUACUAUGGAAUGUAAGUGUAAAGUGUGUUACAGCGAAAAUUGUUAAAAAAAUAACAAAUUCCUACAAAAUGAUGAAUAACGAAGAGAUGGAACCUCUUAAUCCCUUACGUCCUGAACAAGAAAAAAAGAAAUGGGACGUUUUUGAAGAUCCACCAACUGCCGUGGAAUCUGGUUCAACCGUUGAAACAAAAUGGAUUGAUUUUGGUGAAAAAUUCGGAAAAUUUUUUUGUUAUAUCAUAGGAUUUAUAGUGGUGUUAGGUGGAGCCGUUGUUUCGAAAGGAUCAUUAUUAUUUAUGACAUCACAAUUAAGUGGUAAAACAAGACCGUAUUGUAGAACACAAUUAGAUGGCAAUAAACAAUUUACGGUAACUUUACCAUUGGAAGAGAAGGCCGUUUGGAUGUGGAUGAUAACGUUCGCAUUUUUUGUACCGCAAGUCGGCACCUUUAUAAGAUCCGUACGAAUUUUACUGUACAAAGACUGGAGAAAACCGACAACUGCGCAAUUCCUAGGGAUUUUUAUUAGCGAAACUUGUUCUACCAUAGGAACAGCAAUUUUAGUUUUCGUCAUUUUACCUUCUUUAGAUGUUGUCAAGGGCAUUAUGCUUACGAAUGCUUUUAGUUUCGUGCCGGCUGUUUUAAGUUUUUCAUCAAAACUUUACGAUAAAUACAAAUCGAAACGUCGACCAUCAUAUGAUUUCACAAAUAACGUUUCUGAUCCGGAUGUUUUCUAUAGAUUAGGAUUAGAUUUACUUUGUAUCCUCAUCCAAGGAACGGUAUUUUUCAUGUGGCCAAUUGUAGAAGAUGAUCCAGUUCUUUGGUGUAUUCCAGUAGCUGCUAUUUUUAUAUCUGCUGGAUGGUGGGAAAAUUAUAGUUAUGAUAGCGAUAAUGUAAAGAAAAAUGAAGAUUCUAGAGAAAAAGAAAGUAUAAUACGACAAAUUCUUAAGGCUAACAGAAAAUUCUCCAAUAGCAGAUAUUGCGUGUACACUUUUGUUUCAUUAUGGAAAUGUUUUAUUUUUUUUAUGAUGAUGGUUUUUACUGAGUACAGUUAUGAAGGUGAUGUAACUCAUUUAUUUGCCAAUGAUGUUUUUGGAGAACAUAACAUAACAAUUCGUGAAGUUAAACCGCUUCUGAUGAAUCAAUUAUCGAUUAAUGAAGCAGUCUCAAUUGGACCUGGAAUAUUAAUAAAAUCUGAUGUAAUGACUCCGGUUUGGCUGUUUAUAAUUUGCGUAUGCUCAACUUAUUUAUGUUAUAUAUUUGGAAAAUUCUGUUGUAAAGUCUUUAUUCAAGGAUUAUCAUACGCAUUUCCUAUAAAUCUUGUCGUUCCUGUUACAAUAUCCGGACUUGUGGCAAUGUGUGGAGUUCACAACGAAGAUGAAUGUUCCUUCACAGACACCAUCCCACCAUAUUUAUUUUUUGACUCACCACCUAUUCAUUACUUAAAAGAUUUCGUCGGACAACAACACUCAUGGAUGUGGCUACUUUGGUUGUUAUCGCAAGUAUGGAUCACCUUGCAUAUUUGGUCACCAAGAAGUGAACGUUUAGCAAAAACUGAGAGACUGUUUGUGCGACCAAUGUAUGAACCAUUCGCCAUAGAUCAAGAUUUAGCGAUGAACAGACGUAUUCUUGAUCAACCAUUAAAAGAAAGUAAGAGACAAGAAGAGUUUGAUAGAAGACAAGCUUUAUUGAAUUUGGAAAUGAAUAGGAGUGGGAGAAGGAUGGUGCCGGUUGAUGUGGAGGAAGAUAGUAUUUCGAGGAUAUAUGCAUGUGGAACCAUGUGGCAUGAAACGAAAGAUGAGAUGAUGGAGUUCUUAAAAUCAGUUAUAAGAUUAGAUGAGGAUCAAUGCGCUAGAAGAAUUAUUAAGUCAUAUUUAGAUUAUCCAGUUCCGGAUUAUUACGAAUUAGAAACUCACGUAUUUUUUGACGAUGCUUUCGUAAGAGUAACUCAAGAUGACCCAGACCCACAAAUUAAUUCAUAUGUGAAAGAUUUAAUAAAUGCCGUUGAUGAUGCAGCAUCAAAGGUUCACGAAAUUAAUAUUAGAGUAAGACCGCCGGUACGAUCAGUAACACCAUACGGUGGAAGAUUGGUGUGGACGCUUCCAGGAAGAACUAAAUUAAUCGCCCAUUUAAAAGACAAGAAGAAAAUUAGAGCUAAAAAACGAUGGUCUCAAGUUAUGUACAUGUAUUAUCUUCUUGGGCACAAAUUGAUGGAGCGUGAUGAUUGGGAUGAACACAAAAAAACUUUACGUUCAAACAACACUUUUAUUUUAGCUUUAGACGGUGAUAUCGAUUUUCAACCAAAAGCGGUUCGUCUUUUAGUCGAUUUGAUGAAAAAAGAUAUGAACGUAGGAGCAGCUUGUGGGAGGAUUCAUCCCAUUGGAAGUGGUCCUAUGGUGUGGUAUCAAAUGUUCGAAUAUGCUAUCGGGCAUUGGAUGCAAAAAGCUACGGAGCACGUUAUCGGAUGCGUUCUUUGUAGCCCGGGUUGUUUUUCGUUGUUCAGAGGAAGCGCUUUGAUGGAUGCCAGUGUUAUGCGAAGAUACGCGGUGCAAUCUUCCGAAGCGUUACAUUACGUUCAAUUCGAUCAGGGUGAAGAUAGAUGGUUAUGCACAUUGUUGCUUCAGCGUGGAUAUAGAGUUGAGUACUCAGCUGCUUCGGAUGCUUAUACACAUUGUCCUGAAGGAUUUAAUGAAUUUUUCAAUCAACGCAGAAGAUGGAUGCCUUCAACGACGGCAAAUAUUUUUGAUUUGUUAUUAAGUUCUGACAAAACUAUUAAAGUAAAUAAUAAUAUAUCGAGAUUAUAUAUUGGCUAUCAGUUUGUCCUUAUGAUUGGAACAAUUCUUGGACCGGGAACAAUUUUCUUGAUGUUGGUUGGUGCUUUCGUAGCUGCUUUUCAAUUAGAUCAAUGGUCGAGCUUUAUGUGGAACGUCGUUCCAAUUAUGAUCUUCGUGAUAAUUUGUUCGAUAUUUACAAAAGAUACCAUUCAAUUAUUUGUCGCUGGCAUAUUAAGUGGAAUUUAUAGUCUAAUUAUGAUGGCUGUACUUGUGGGUGUUAUACUGCAAAUAAACAGCGAUGGUUUUCUUGCGCCAUCCUCAUUAUUCUUCUUUUGCGUUGCUGGAGAAAUGAUAAUAGCAGCGCUGCUACAUCCAAAAGAAUUUAAUUGUUUAAAAUAUGGCGUGGUUUAUUAUGUAACUGUACCUUGCAUGUAUAUGAUAUUGGUUAUUUAUUCAGUUUUUAAUAUGAACAAUGUAUCAUGGGGUACUCGUGAAGUAACGGUUGCGCCGCAAGCUCAAGGGGCCCCACCUCCAAAUCCUCAACCAGCCAAAAACGAUAAUAAGAGUACAAGUAAAGUCACGAAUUUGUUAGGAUCAAAGAACGACGAUACAAAAGGAGGAUUUGAAUUUUCUUUGGGUAAUAUUUUUAAAUGUUUAUUCUUCACCACUCCGGAUAACGCGGGAAAUGAACAAUUAAAAACGAUUUUGGAUAAACUUAACAGCAUGCAAGAACCAAAUACGAUUGAAAAGAAAGAAGAAAUUUACGACAAACCCCCGUCUAUCGAAUCGAUUGAAAACUUCGAAGGUAGUUUUGUCGAUACAAGCGUUGACGAGAACUUGGAAGGUAGUUGGAUGUAUGAUGAAAAUUUCAAACGGGGGUUUGUAGAGGUGCUUGCACACAAUGAAGUUGAAUUUUGGGAAGGUAUAUUGGAAAAGUAUCUUCAUCCCGUUGACGAUUCCGAAGAAAAGAAACGUAUUGCCGCCGACUUAAAAGCGUUAAGGGAUAAAAUGGUUUUAGCAUUUUUCAUGUUAAACGCUAUAUUCGUAUUAAUCGUGUUUUUAUUGACUUUGAAAAAGGAUUAUAUUAACGUUAAAUGGCCAUUGGAAGUUAAAGCUAAUUUUACUUAUUUGAAUGAUGCGAACGAGAUUAGAAUAUACAAGGACUAUUUAAAAUUAGAACCGAUUGGUGGUGUUUUUCUGAUAGCUUUUGCAUCUCUACUAUUUAUCCAAUUUAUCGCUAUGUUAAUUCAUAGAUUAAAAACGUUUGCUCAAAUCGUUGCUAACACAAAUAUAAGAUUAUUUGAUAGAUCGGUUGAUAAUUUAACGGAAGAAGAAGUCGUUGCGAUGAAUCCAGUUGAGUAUAUCAAAAAAUUACAAAAAUUAAAAGGUGCUGAUGACAGUGAUGAUGAAGAUGAUGCGUUUAUGUUCGUUGCUCCAGAACGGAGGCCGACUGUUUUUCGAUUACAAAAAAGUGCUCUUAAACAGCAACAACCAAUAAAUGAUUUGGAGGAAGCGUUUACAAAAAGAACAGAAUUAAUUGAUAAUUACAAAGGACCAUUACCUAGAAAAACUGUUGAAGUUAUCGCGGAUCGAAGAAGAACUAUAAUGGAAAAAAGAAAAUCUGUUUAUAUACAACAACCUUCUGUAACGCUUAAAGAUGGUGGCCAUAUGAAUAGAGGAUUUGUUAAUGAUGAAUUCACCUCGUUCGCUUGAUACUUUGUUGCGUGUUUGGUGCGUCUCGUAAUAACGCAAAAUUUAUUUAUUUGAAUACAUACUGCACCUAAUUAUGAAAAAAUGAUACAAGAAUCGUUUUUUUUUUGUUUUCAUUUACAAUGUAGCAUAUUUUCUUAAUCAGUAGGCAGAUAUAUUUAUUGUUCGAGUGUAUUAUCUAUAUCUAUCAAUAGGUAUUUAUCAAAGUAAAUAUUUCCAAGGAAUUGCGGCGGUAAUCUAAGUGAAAUCUAAGGUCUGUUCAGUUUGUACUUCAAAGAUAACAUCAAAAAAAUUGUCGAUGAUUGUUAUAGUAUUAAGUUUAUCAUUUAUAUUUUAUUGGUAAUUAUCCUGUAUUAUAAAGCCCUUAAAUAAAAUUUUUAAUAACAA